This is a messenger RNA of Trichoderma harzianum CBS 226.95, 3096 nucleotides long. RefSeq lists its product as hypothetical. Gene Ontology annotation, molecular function: protein binding; phosphoric diester hydrolase activity. The record is from RefSeq and is a predicted model, not a curated record. The transcript is spliced from 5 exons. NCBI's taxonomy places the organism in Eukaryota, Fungi, Ascomycota, Sordariomycetes, Hypocreales, Hypocreaceae. The coding region runs from base 1 to 3096 and encodes 1031 amino acids. Gene Ontology annotation, biological process: lipid metabolic process.
AUGUGCCGCAGGAAAUUUGGCAAGCAGAUCCAGAAGCGCCAGCUUGAGGUUCCCGAAUAUGCUGCCAGUUUUGUCAACUACAAGGCCUUGAAGAAGCUCAUCAAGAAGCUUUCAGCUACUCCGACCCUUGCUGCACAAAAUGACGGCCACCGCCUAGCCACACUUGCCGACUCGCAGGCUGCUCUGCAAGCAAACAAGGCAACUUUCUUCUUUCAAUUGGAGCGAGAGCUGGACAAGGUGAAUGCCUUCUAUCUGCAAAAGGAAGCCGAGCUCAAAAUCCGCCUCAAGACGUUGCUCGAUAAGAAAAAAGUCCUUCAGUCGCGCCAGGGCAUUUCAAGACGGUCGUCCAAAUUCACCACUCUCGAAGAAGGAUUCCAACAAUUCGCCACGGACUUGAAUAAGCUUCAACAGUUUGUUGAGAUCAAUGGCACCGCCUUUUCAAAGAUUCUCAAGAAAUGGGAUAAGACGUCCAAGUCCAAGACAAAAGAGCUAUAUCUCUCCCGUGCCGUCGAGGUCCAACCAUUUUUCAAUGCGACGGUCAUUAGCGAAUUGUCAGACCAGGCCACCACCAGCCUUCAGGAGCUUGGUGCGUGGUCUGAUGGAAUUCAGGUCAACUUCGAUUCGUCUACUGCGCAUGUUGUGACAAGCCAACAUUUCGUGGGAACCGAUGAAGGAGAUGCCGAUACGCUGUUGUUGGAUACCGUCAUUACCGGAAACCUCGAAUCGAUAAAAGACCUGCUUGCAAAGAUGCAAUCGGCCUCCCAGGCCAGCGAGAGCGAUGUUUCUUUGAUGGAGAGGCUGACAAGAACCUUCUUGACGGCGAUCAAUGAAGCUCCUAAGAGUGCUUUGCAGGUUCUUUUGGAUACCGGACUGGUGGACUUGCAUUCCUACGAUGACAUCAACGAGCGGAAUUGCCUACACCAGGCUGCCAUCUACGGUAGACAGCACGUCUUGGAAUGGGGUCUCGAGGCUAAAGUGGCCGUGGAUCGAACCGACGUUUACGGACGCGUGCCGCUGCACUAUGCUAGUUUGCACGGUCGCCUGGAUAUGUUGGAAACUUUGUUAAAUGGUAGGUUGAAAUUUUUAGAGCAACUGGUUUGGCGGGCUAUGAAGCUAACAUUUGAUUUUAAAAUAGCCAACCCCAGCACUAUUGACCUUAUCGAUCAUGACAACUUCACGCCACUGAUACAUGCCAUUAUUCAUGGCCAUGUUGAGUGUGUCGAGCGCCUUCUCGCCAGAUCGGCUCGUAUCGACCCUGUAUCUGACGCAGACCACGUGCCUCUGAACCUUGCCUGCGAGCAUGGCUCAGUCGCUAUUGUCGAAAUAUUGUUGAAACAUGGUGCAAAUAUCCUCCCUGAUGCCGAGGGACUGUAUCCUCAGCACCUGGUGGCCCGAUGUGGUCGGACUUCGGAUUUGCUCCUGCUCUUGAAGCAAUAUGGAGCUGACCUCGAUCAAGUCGACAAGCUGUAUGGAUGGACACCGUUGCUACAUGCUGCUAGUGAAGGAAAAGUCGAAUGUCUUCAAGCACUGCUCAAGAUUGGUGUCGAUGCGACAAUUCGAGAUGAAAAGGACCUACCCGCCAUGUACUAUGCCGCUUGGGAGGGCCACUUGGAGUGCAUGCAGCUUCUUACCCCGUUCAACAAGCGUCCGAAAGCAAGCCCGUUGGGAGGCCAGCCUACGAUUGAUAUUAUAGGCAGCAGCAAUGCUCCCUUACCAAUGUCACUGGAUCCGGAUGCCAUCCCGAUCCUGGAGUUGCCCCCACCAAUCAUUCCUCUUCGACGAUAUGGCCACAACUUCCUCGAUACCAAGACGGUGGUGCAACUCAGCUUCCAGGACUCGGGCGAGCAACCGCUGGUUUUCUUCCAGGAUGGCAAAUACCCGGCUGCUCGGUUGACGAUCUCCUCCAAGGUUUCCGAUCUUAUCCCCAAGAAUAUCAUUUUGCCGUUUCAAGAAGAUACCCGUAUUGUUUCUUUCCAAGUUGAUAACCUCAAGACUUUUUCACUGGACUUUGAUGUUUUCCCGGCGUAUGGCGCCAAGACGAUUGCAAAGACGGUGGUGCUACCGUCUGUAUUCCUGAACCAGUCAGGUAGCUCGAAAUCUUGCCUGCCGCUCUUUGACCCGCGGUUACGAGCCAUCGGCCAAAUCACCUUCAACACGCAGGUGAUUAAGCCGUUCAGGGGACAGCCUCUUGAAAUUACGGACUUUGAGACGUACUGGAAGGCAACAAGCCAGUUUAACCAGCCUACUAACGCCAUUGUGACCGGAUCAAGUCUAUCUGGCGACUAUGUCCGAGUCUUCGUCCAGUACACGAGCGAUGGGGUGCCCGUUAUCUGGCCGCAGUGGACGAUUUCAUGCGGCGGGCUUGAUAUUCCCGUUUGCAGACUUUCAUUUGCGCAGUUCGACGCCAUCACCUCCCAAACUGCCAGCCGUGCUCAGCUCGCGGGCCUAGCAACCAAGACGGCGGAUGACAUUGCCGAAAUUUACCACAUCUUGGCAACUGCAGGAAUAACGCUAAAGGACGCGCUGGCUAUCCUCCCUCCAGGCAUCCACGUCAAUCUGCAGAUUGUAUAUCCCACUGUCGAGGAGGAAGAGACACUGGCAUUAGGCCCGGCUCUUGACGUCAACGUCUAUGUUGAUUCGAUCCUCACGAUUGUCUUCGACCAUGCCCGUGCUCAGAGGGCACAGUCCCACUCGUCACACGUCGUGCGUUCCAUGGUGUUUAGCAGUUACAACGCACGACUAUGUACUGCUCUCAACUGGAAACAGCCCAACUUUCCAGUAUUUUUGUGCAAUGACUUGGGCCGGGACGAGAAGACAGUGGUCAACGGAAGGCGGACGACGUCGAUUAAGGAGGCGGUGCGGAUUGCACAGACGAAUAACUUUAUGGGUCUGAUAUGUUAUUCAAGGCUGCUGGAUAUGGUGCCGGCGCUGGUUGAUGCUGUCAAAUCGCAUGGACUUGCCCUCGUGAUGGACAAGUCUUCUGAUACCCCUGAAGCGAGCCCUCUUGUGGAUCCUUUCCCUCGGCCACCCAAGGGUGUCGACGGAAUUUUGAGAAGUCAUGGUAUUUUACGCUUUAAUGAUUCUAUAGACAUGUAG